Pocillopora meandrina is the source of this 2081-nucleotide messenger RNA. NCBI's taxonomy places the organism in Eukaryota, Metazoa, Cnidaria, Anthozoa, Scleractinia, Pocilloporidae. The record is from the annotation of a GenBank genome assembly.
UGGCCUUUUCUCCAUACAGCUGUCUCUGUAAUCCUGCCAGUCGUUAAGGCACUUCGCUCCUACGUAGUGACCAACGAGGGUUCCAAUGUUACUUUGACGUGUAUUGGUCGGAGGGUGAAAGCGCUCGAUACCAUGGUUACAUGGAAGUUCGAAGGCCAGGAAAUCGAAGAAAGCUCAAACAAGAUAGCCAUUGCCCAAUUCCUCCCAAAGAGACGAGGGAAUUUUUCGUUACAUAUAACUAAUGUCUCGAAGGAAGAUAUCGGUAACUAUUCGUGUGUCGCAUCUACGGCCGACUUUGGAAAGGCGAUCGUCAAAGAAACUUUUAUUCACUUGAAUUUAUUUAAAACUGGUGAGUAAGCCUUAAAACAAUGGCAUUCGUGCCUUCCUCUGAACCUUCAAAGAGAGCCUUGCAAUCGAAUCGCUUAAAACAAAGCCCAGUCAGAACAAAGAGAACAUCAACAUGAGCCAAUUAGAAUUCCUAGUAAAGAGAAAACAUAUGCAUCUUGUAGAAGGGUAUGAAAAAGGGAAUUGAGGCCAAGCUACGUUUACAUUUGGUUUGCAUCUGGCGUUAGGAAAGGGUAGAGGGGAUGACAGACGUGUCAGACCAAAUUUGAUUUAAUCCCUGAUAUGUUCACAUUUAAUAGGAAAAGGUCUUGAUUGCAGUAUUAUUGCGUUUGAAGCCCUGAUAUGCAUUCGCAUAUUUGUGUAUUACGAUGAAAAUUGUUGACAUCUAUAUUUCUAAAUCUCUCAAAAUGCCACUUGACAAUCGCUGUGCGUCAAUUUAUUUCUCGUCAAACCAUUUCACUGGUUUAUUUCCAACGCUGCUCUCUUAAUAGAAAUUCACUGGAACAUAAUCUGUGCAAAGAAAUGGUAAUUAAAAAGAAAAAGAACCAAUAAAUCAAAAUCAAUGGAGAACUGAGAAUAGAGAAUUUCCAUUUAAUGGCAGUAACACCGAAAUUGCCAAAACCCUUCAACUUUGACCAAAUUCCAAGGUUGUGCCUUUCAAAAACGAACGUGUAUUUGAUGUUCCGAAACUUAGGUUUUCAUUGAUUAUCAUCUCUAGUGUCGUGGCCCAGAGGAACUUAUGCUUUGCCGAUGCCAAAUAGUGGCUGCCCAAUUACAAGUGAGUUCACUUGGUCAGCGGGUUAUCAUCGGCAAGACACAGAGGAAACAGGUCCACGAAGUAGUUGGUCCAGUCCACUUCACUUGAAAGGAGAUAAGACUCCCACCCAGAUUACUCAGCAUUUCUGUGUAAAGACAAUUGAAACUGGGGGAAGACUUUGGCCAUCAGGGCAAUAUUGUAUAUACAGAAAGGGAACGUGCCCAGGCGGUAAGGUGUAUAGUUUUUGAAAGCGACCUUAUAUGAACUUAUCUUUCGCCAUUGUGGUUCAUGAACCUUGAACCUUUUUUUUUUUUUUUUUUUUUCCGCUGGUUCUCAUUCUUUCCCUUGGUCUUUUUUUUUGUGUUAUGUGGUCCUACUGCAAGAUAACCAAAACUGUGCAUUUUGAUCCGUGGCCAUCCCAGGAAAGGGUCUGUAAGUACUUGCAUGGUUCUGAUACCAAAUAUGAUGAUGGCGACCUCAAAAGCUUCACAGAUCUAACAGCUAACGUUUUUAUAAUGAAGAUUUGAUUUGAUUCCCGGACCAAAGAAGGCAUAUGAAUACUAAGAUUAGACAAUGAAAAUAUUUACAACCGAGUAACGAGAUUCAAGGUAGUAUUUUCUUGUGUGCGACAGGAUUUCAAGAAGGAGAGAUCAAAUGGGACGACGAGGACACGAAAAACGACAACAUGGCCGAAGGCAUUUUACCUGACGGUGAAUACAAAAAGGAUACUAUUUUGCAGUUCUGCUGUCGAUCAGAUGGGUCAGCGGAAAACCCUAUCGAGCUGCCCAUUCGCGAGCCGUUUUUCCUCCUUAAGCACUCAAGCCGUUGCCAGGCAGUUUUGGGCAUGCGUGUCACAGAAGAGUGGUUAUUCUGGGACUGUGAAGACCGAGAAAACAAAAACUCAUACAAUGGAGAGGUACCAGCGUCUUUUAUUACGAAGGACGUCAAACUACAUUACUGCUACUACGAAAAACAAUGA